CGACAGAAAUGAGGGGUUUUCUAUCUCAAUGCCCUCAAUGCGGGGUUAGGGUUAUCUUUCACUUCCCCAUUUCACCUUUCUGCUGGUGUCCUUAUGUUCACUUCAAUUCAACCAGUUUAAGCCAAUUUUCCUAAGAACUGCUGAUCCUAACAGUUUUUAAGAUGUUUGGGAUACUCAAAAAGUGCAUUCGUGUUGGUGGGAAGCAUAAUGAUCUGGAUGAUGUUGGGAGAUAUACUUACCAUCGUAUGAGAUGCUUGGUAAUUAACUGGUUCUUUGGAGAUUAGUUCAAAAUUCAAGCUCAUGGGCAUGGGAUCUCAUUAUACGAGGAUAACUUCCGGGAGAUGGGCGAUACUGGUCCUUGUGGACCUUGCACAAAAUCCCAUUUCGAUAGAAUUGGUAACAGUAAUGCUGCUUUGCUGGUCACCAAUGACGAUCCAACAUGCAUUGAGAUUUGGAAUCUUGUAUUUAUUCAGUUCAAUAGGGAAGCUGACGGCUCUCCCUUCGAGGCAUGUCGACACUGGGAAAGAAAAUGAGCAACUAUGACACAGAUGUGUUCAUGCCCAUUUUUUAUGCUAUCCAACAAGCCACCGGAGCUUGGCCAUACUCUGGAAAAAUUGGAGCAGUGAUGUGGACAAAAUUGACAUGGCUUAGAACUAUUUAUUUUGCGAUUGCUGAUGGUUCUUGUCCAGGAACUCAUAUCUCAAAUACGCGAGAGGCUAAAGCCUUUGCUAUUUAUUUGAGGAGGAAAUUGCCAAGGGCAUCCGAAGAAUAACUGUUGCCACAACUCGUUUUGCUGUCAAGCCAGUAAACUCUGCGAAAGAAAUAGUGAGCAGUCCAGUUAGACAAUAGUACCCUCGUUAAGGCCACCGGAGGUCGACCAUACUCCGGAAAAGUUGGAGCAGAUGAUGAUGUGGACAAAAUUGGCAUGGCUUAUAGGGUUGUGGCUGACCAUAUUAGAGCUCUUUCUUUUGCGAUUGCUGAUGGUUCUUUGUCCAGCAGGAAAAGGCAUUCAUCAAGGCACGGUGGAGGAAACCUUGCUUCAGCAGCAGAGUAUAAAAAUAUGGGAUUUACCUGAACCUGAUUUCAAGUUCAGAAGAGCCUCGGAAAAUGGGCUCAUACAUGAGAAUGAAGCUUUGGUUGAAACUGGACCAAUUCCAACUCAACAUCCACCUGCGGACCACGACCAACCUAUAGAAAAGAUCACUGAUACAAUCCGAAUGUACCUUAAGGACACAUUUGAAACACCGGAAGCAUCUCAAGUAGAGUCCCUGGAUCAGCUAGCUAGUCGAGAAAACUGGAAGAAAGCUGCCCAGCUGUUCUACCAAACCUUAGCUCUAGCUACCUACGAUUACCUGAAGGUUCAGCAAACAGUGGCGUUUGGAGAAAUAUUGAUUUCUAAAGGCCCAAAGAUGUGAACCUGAUCUCCACCAACUUUUAUGCUGUCACAUAUGUAAAGUUUCUACACAAGUUUUAGUGAGAUAUUAACCCCUGAUGAGGUGAGAAUAGCUUUAACACGAAGAAAAAAGAUUAGGGACUGUCAUAUGCUCGAGAAGUUCUCAGUUACGUUGUCUGCUUUAGAUGGUUGUGGGAGCCUACCUACUCGGUUUCAACUAUUUUUUUUUUCCUAAACUGCUCCGAUUCAAGUUAAUCAAUCUACAAUGUCAACUCUUUGAAUGAUUAUCCAACUUUAUAUACAGUUUUCAUUUCAUACUGUUGUGACCACUUGACGGUGUACUGAGAGGAUCACUGUCCUGAGGUUGCACAAAGUAUAGCUGAAA
Papaver somniferum (opium poppy) is the source of this 1778-nucleotide messenger RNA. RefSeq names its product sister chromatid cohesion 1 protein 1-like. NCBI's taxonomy places the organism in Eukaryota, Viridiplantae, Streptophyta, Magnoliopsida, Ranunculales, Papaveraceae. Gene Ontology annotation, molecular function: chromatin binding. Bases 903 to 1415 code for a protein of 170 amino acids. The transcript is spliced from 10 exons. The record is from RefSeq and is a predicted model, not a curated record. Gene Ontology annotation, biological process: mitotic sister chromatid cohesion; replication-born double-strand break repair via sister chromatid exchange; synaptonemal complex assembly. Gene Ontology annotation, cellular component: synaptonemal complex; cohesin complex.